AUGCGCUUCGUAUCCCUCUAUAUCGUAUUUGUCUCGCUCUCGCUCGCUCUCUUGCUUUCUGGGGGUGUCCAAGGCAUACCCAUCAGUGCCUCCAGUCCCGAUGCACCACCACGCCAUACGGAGGUGCAUAGGAGCAACGAUCUUAUCACUGCCUUGCUUGGUGUCAUAUCGUCCAUUCUGGGCUCACUCGAUCUCCCAGUGGCGGCAGUGCAACCAGCACAGGCCGCGAUCGUCAGUAUGCAGAACAUGACCGCUGGCCUGCCCCCCCUGCCAGCAUUACCAAUUCCAGCAUUGCCAAAUCCGCGGGGCGCAGUAGAAGCGGUCGGCAGUUCUUACUCUUCCUCGCCGACUGGUCAGGCAAACUCCACUGCCUCCCCUUCUCAGGCGUCAUCCGCUGUCGCCUCCGCGUCGGUUGCUCAUCAGCAGGCUGAUGUGCACCCGGGUGGUGGACGCCACAUUCACCGUCGUGAUACAACCUCAGCAUCUGCACCAUCGUCUUCAGGCUCGGCGCAUGUCUCAUUGGCCAGCGCUUCCGGUUUGGUGCCUGCAUCUUCGGCCAGCGCCUCAGGGAAGCCUGCUCUUGUUGUAGUUCCUUCUCCACCAGUAUCGCCGCCCAUCCAAACCCCUUCUCUCCCAGUAUCACUACCUAUCCCAACCCCUUCUCUCCCGGUAUCGGCGCCCGUCCCGAUUCGUUCUCUCCUAGUAUCGCCACCUAUCUCCCUCCCGAUCUUCGCCACAUCUAGCAUGCCCCCCAAGGCCUCUGGUACAACCAAAGGCAAGAGAACCCACCACAGGUAA
Molecule: messenger RNA, 798 nt
Organism: Suillus subaureus
Lineage: Eukaryota; Fungi; Basidiomycota; Agaricomycetes; Boletales; Suillaceae
Exons: 2
Coding region: 1-798 (265 amino acids)
Source: RefSeq, a predicted model, not a curated record